CAUAUGUAGGCCCAUAGGUAGGUAGUAUUGCUAUCAUAUACAUGCACAAAUCUAUUUUAGUAAAAAUAUGUUUCUCUUUAGAGUUCGUUCGUUCGUGGCUAUGAUAAAACUUCAUCCUUUCUCGAGGACAUAAUCUAGUCAAACCCUCAUCUUUAUCACCCCAGCUCUUUUUUAUGCGAAACCGGGUUUAUCAUAUAACUUGCGCCGUAUCUCACAAAACCACCUAUAAUAGAUCAUGGAUGCCCUUCCGCCCGGGAUUGACCUCUGUCAAGUGCCGGCCGGGACGCCUCCUGAUGGAGUACCCAAUUUCCUGAACCCGCCGUCACUGGGACCAGCGUUGAUUGGAGUUACGGCUACUAUGAUGGCGUGGACUGUUAUUUUCCUCGCUGGCCGGUUAUGGGUUAAUAGACACCGGUUUCAGCAAGCAGAUGCCUGUGCUAUCCUGGCCUUGAUAAUAUCAGCGGCUUAUUCCGGUAACAUCUUAGCUAUGACAAAAUAUAUGAGACAUCAAUAUGACAUCCCCGCUUGCUGGUUUAAUGCUACCUAUGUCAAGUUAACCUGCUCUAUGCAAAUACUCAUGCCCCUGUCGCACUCUUUAUCAAAAGCAUCCAUUCUACUCCUGCUAUUCCAGAUAUUCUCUAUCAAUAAAAGGUUCAAAAUCGCUAUAUAUAUCGGCCUCCUCGGCAUAAUUCUCGAUUAUGGGCCGAACUUGAUUCUUGGGCCAAUAUAUACAGUUCCUUACGCUGGCGAGACCUGGGAGGACCUUUUAACCAACGGCCGCCCACAGCAUCUCAAUAAGGUCGGCCUGGAGCAGGCAGUUCUAGCAGUGGUAAUAGACUUAUAUAUUUUCGUUUUACCAUUUCCGAUGUUGUCAUCAUUAAAUCUAGAUUUGCGGAAACGCCUCCAGUUGGUAUUCGUUUUCGGUACUGCGUUAAUGGGCGUUAUUGCUAGCGUAAUUGGACUUGCCUUACGCGUCCCUCUCUUAACGACAGAAGACCCAACCUGGCAACAGGGCAAGGUUUUUAUAUGCAUUAUGGUCGAGAUUUAUGUCGCUAUCAUAGUAUCUUGUUUUCCUGCUUUCGCCAAUUUUGCGAAGGCCCACAUUUCCGGAUCAGAUUUCUACAAGUCUUUGACUUCUCUCCUAUGGAGCCGCAGGAUUGACAAAAACGACGAUUCAUCUCCCCAAGGGACCUGGAGGAUGAGAACAACAUUUGGAGGAACUAAACCUCCAGGUACUACAAAGAAAAUACAAAGAGAUGGCAUCCAGUACUACGAAUUUCAUGAUACAGUGGGACUUAACUCUACGUGGACUUAUACUGCUACGAAUGAGGCGAGUGUUGUUGCUCUUGACGAAAGAGGAGGUCAAUUAUUCGAUAACCCCGAUUCAGGUAUCACGAGGGUCUACGAAGUUGAUCAGUCGUUCGGUGCUCGAGGGCUCGAUUUGGCUACAGAGCAAAGGGCACAGCAUGCACAAUAUACAGUUUAAUAAGUCUGGGACGGCGAGAGCAACGAAUUUGUCAGAUCAGUCAGCCAAUCAAUCAGAUCAUUGAAUGCUACAUGAAAAUCGUCCUAUUCCUAUCCUCCUUUAGAGCUACAUGACACCAUAGAGAACGCGCUUUAAUAGUUAUUGAUGAUCAUUCAGCCCUAUAAUUUCUCGGCGGCUUAGCUCUGUAUUGAAAUUAUAAGUAAUAACCGAUUCUAAAAAAUCGGUUGUAACUUUACUUGUGUAGUGUACGCAAGCUUCCCAACGUUAGGGUGCGGUCGUCAAGCUUACAUAGGUAGACAGCACAAGUACUAA
Molecule: messenger RNA, 1798 nt
Organism: Daldinia decipiens
Lineage: Eukaryota; Fungi; Ascomycota; Sordariomycetes; Xylariales; Hypoxylaceae
Exons: 6
Coding region: 236-1486 (416 amino acids)
Source: RefSeq, a predicted model, not a curated record